UGUCCUGCGGCGCGUCAGAGCGCAGACAGGCUGGGUGGAGAGGAGCCAAGCACUAACAGGACUCACUGGACACUGGAGGAAUCCGACUAUGCCUUUCCAACAACACUUGGAAUGUUAAUAAGAAAAAACUUUUGACCUGGCCAUUAUCUCUGCAUUUCCAUUCUCUGGACACAUUGGAACAAGGAUCCACACCGCCAGGCCCAAAGCAAAAAAGGAAAAUGUGUGUGUGUGAGUGUGUGCGUUAGGACUGCUGUGUGCCUUUGACUGAGGAAACGCCUCCUUCUGAAAGAACCUGCCUGGCUUGUACAAUGAAGGCCGUCGCUCUGCUCUGUUUCCUGAUGGUCGUGGCGGUCGGGGCCUCUCGGUUUAUCCGGGACUCCCCGAGUGUGCCUGAAACUUUUGAUGAUUCCAACACUAAUGCGUCCAUUCAGCGCCUACCCCCGCAGGCGGAUCGGCCGAGGGACUCCUUCCCCCCCAUGUGCAUGAAGCCCACGGAAAUUAAGCACGCCUUCAAGUAUGUGAACACUAUUGUGUCCUGCUUGAUCUUUGUGGUUGGAAUCAUUGGCAACUCCGCACUGCUGAGGAUCAUAUACAAGAACAAGUGCAUGAGGAAUGGACCCAACGUCCUGAUUGGGAGCCUGGCACUGGGGGACCUACUUUAUAUCGUCAUCGCAAUCCCCAUCAAUGUGUAUAAGCUAAUAGCAAAAGAUUGGCCCUUCGGGGUGUAUCUCUGCAAGAUGAUGCCCUUCAUCCAAAAAGCUUCAGUGGGUAUCACUGUCCUCAGUCUAUGUGCGCUGAGUAUUGACCGCUAUCAUGCAGUGACGUCAUGGAGCAGGGUGAAGGGAAUGGGCAUCCCUGUGUGGAAAGCGGUGGAGGUGGCGCUGAUUUGGUUGAUCGCUGUGCUGUUGGCAGUCCCCGAGGCCCUGGCGUUCGACAUGUUGGAGAUGCCGUACAGAGGCAACAAACUGCGCGUGUGCCUGCUGCAUCCGGAACAAAGCUCCAACUUCAUAAAGUUCUACCAGGACGUGAAAGACUGGUGGUUGUUUGGCUUCUACUUCUGCCUGCCGCUCGCUUGCACAGGAAUCUUUUACACUCUCAUGUCCUGCGAGAUGCUGAGUCGCAAGAAAGGCAUGCGGGUGGCACUAAACGACCACAUGAAACAGAGGAGGGAAGUCGCAAAGACAGUGUUCUGCCUGGUGCUGAUUUUCGCUCUGUGCUGGUUGCCACUUCACCUCAGUCGCAUUCUCAAGAAAACAGUUUAUGACCAAAAUGACCCCAACCGCUGCGAACUCCUCAGCUUCCUUUUAGUGAUGGAUUACAUUGGCAUCAACAUGGCUUCACUAAACUCCUGCAUUAACCCGAUCGCCCUCUACUUUGUCAGCCAGAAGUUCAAAAACUGCUUCCAGUCUUGCCUGUGCUGUUGGUGCUACGGAACAUCCCCAUUGGAUGAUCGAGGGUCCGGGUCAGGAUGGAAGGGCUCCUGCCACGGCAACGGACUGGAUCGCUCCAACUCCCGUUCUAGUCAGAAAUACACAAGCUCCUCAUAAACACGCCCACCCUUAUUCAGCACUUCAUUUAAUCCCCGAAAAAAAAAACAAAAAAAAACAUGUUUCCAAUCAGCACCAGUGGAGCUGGAGCUGGGACCGGACUGAAGGACACGAAAUGGUCAGGCCAAACAAUGAAAUCACAGGACUGUACCUGCAGAAUGAAGUCACCAAGGCAAACUGCAUUCUACAGAGGCGAAAAUGCAUCCCGUCACAUGCAAAUCACAUAUAACAUAAUAGAGUAUCUAGCCUUUGUGUUUCUAUACAUAAUAGCGCUGCAGCUUCAAUACCUCAGAGAAAAUAUCGUCCUGAUUUAUAUGAACGCAAUCAGCAGGACAUCUGGCACUUGAGCACAGACUCACUGCCUUGGCAACAUCUUACCAAAGAAAAUGGGGAGUUGGAACGUCAGACGUUACGCUGCUUACAGUCAAAGUGAAGGACAACUGUUGUUGAAGAUAUUGAUGGAAACUCCCCUCCACGCGCUGUAGGAGGCUCGAGUUCCAAAUAAGUACAAAAAUAAUGAUCUCAUGACCACAUGACAGUGUCUACGUAUGUCACAAGUCCAGAAUCAUUUUCUUCACUUGACAUCACGACUUUGCUGUCAAAGCUAAUGUGUGAAAGGUUAUUUUUGCUAAACCUCUUCAUCCAGCAUAUUUUUAUACAUUAGUAUUUCUGUUGAAUAUAGUGCGUCUACUGGAAGUUUAGGAUCUCCUGGAUAUUUAUAGGAGAAGUAUACGUUUCAUAAUGUGAAAGAUAAUAUCUUAAAGAUGUAGCAAGAUCUUCCUGUAACAUACACCUGUUUUUUAAACCUAUAUAAUGCAGAAAGAUGCAAAUGAGAGGUCUACUGAUUAACGACAGUGUGUCCAACUCAAAGUGUUCAAAAUAUGAUUAAUCAUAUUUGCAGUUUGUACUGGAAUGUGACUGGCAGGUUUGACCCACAGUGCAACUUGUUGCAUAUCCAUAACCACAUUCGGAGAAAACUGCAUAUUACAUGUGCUUGCCUUUUUUUGAAAAAAGUUGUAGAAUCAAAGAGUUAAUCAUCUUUUUAGGAUAAACGGUGGCUGCUUUUCAAAGUGGAGAAAUCUGGGGCGAGGGUUUCCAACAUUCAGUGUAUUUGUUUUUUUUAUAUAAAUUGUACUUUACAUAAGAGAUCCUCACUCAAACAGUGCAGCCGUUGUCUAAAUGUAUUCUUAUGGUAAUUCAAUCAAAUAGAGGCAGAGUGUCCUAAUUAAAGAGUUAUACAAUUAGCGAAUGUUGACUCAAAUUUUUUUUUUUCCCUUCGGUGGGCUAUUCAAAACUUAUUUUGACUUACAAGCUUUAUUUUAUUUCGUUGCUGAGCAAAUGCAUUUCGCGCCCAUUUGCUACAGUAAUUGAUCCUGCUGGAGCCGCUCAGCUGAUCAUGCAGAAAGUGACUCAGCAACUCAAUUUUAUGGCAAAUCCAUCCACCAGACCACAUGGUCCACACCGCUUUGUCUUGCGAGGGAGAGAGAAAUACAAAGCCGAGGUUCAAUGCAAUGUCAAUACUUAUCAGCAUUUCGAUUGUAUGUAUUUAUAAACAAUAUGCAGUAAUAAAUAUUAUUUUAUAUCA
Molecule: messenger RNA, 3132 nt
Organism: Nerophis ophidion (straightnose pipefish)
Lineage: Eukaryota; Metazoa; Chordata; Actinopteri; Syngnathiformes; Syngnathidae
Product: endothelin receptor type B-like
Exons: 8
Coding region: 309-1547 (412 amino acids)
Biological process (GO): vasoconstriction; enteric nervous system development; regulation of blood pressure
Cellular component (GO): membrane
Molecular function (GO): endothelin receptor activity
Source: RefSeq, a predicted model, not a curated record